Phyllotreta striolata is the source of this 1593-nucleotide messenger RNA. The record is from the annotation of a GenBank genome assembly. NCBI's taxonomy places the organism in Eukaryota, Metazoa, Arthropoda, Insecta, Coleoptera, Chrysomelidae.
AUGCUGCAACUUAUUUUAAUAGCGAUAUGUUUCGCUGCGCUAUUUUACUAUUUCGGCGUUAAGCCGAUGUACCACUGGACUGAAAAGGGCAUAAACCAAACAACGGUGGUAUGGUUGGCAGGAGAUAACUGGAGAACAGUCUUUAAACUAGAGAGUUUUGCUGAAAUGGUGAAAAGAGUGUACAUGCAAAUGCCAGGAGCUAGGUACUUGGGUAUGUACCAGUUCACAACCCCAACACUAGUCCUUAGAGAUCCCGAGUUGAUCAAACAAAUAGGAGUCAAGGAUUUCGAUCACUUCGUGGACCACAGAUCAUUCGUUACCGAAGAAUCCGAUCCAUUGUUCGGAAAGAACCUAUUCUCUCUCAAAGGCCAAAGGUGGCGGGAAAUGCGGCCGAUCCUGAGCCCCUCGUUCACCAGCAGCAAAAUGAAGAACAUGUUCACGCUGAUGUCGGACUGCGCCACCUCGCUCACCGAUUACUUCUCGAAGAAGAACCAGGAGGUGGUGGAGGUCGAGAUGAAGGACGUGUUCACGCGCUACACCAACGACGUCAUCGCCACCACCGCCUUCGGGAUCAGCAUCGAUUCGCUCAAAGAUCAGACCAAUGAGUUUUACUUGAUGGGGAAGCAGGCCACGAAUUUCGGCAGUUUCUGGCAACGGAUGAAGUUCUUCGGGUUCUUCUUGGCCCCCAAAUUAUUCACGCUGCUAAAAAUACCGUUAUUCGACAAAGAGGUGGCUAAAUUCUUCACCGAUCUAAUCAACAACAACAUCAAAAUGAGAAAAGAAAAAGGCAUCGUACGACCCGACAUGAUCAACCUUCUCCUUGAAGCCCAAAAAGGUAAAGACAAAGACGAGGAGAACCAUCAUCCGGUCGACAAUGGAUUCGCAACUGUUGAAGAAGCCGAUUUCCACCAAAAAGGAAAAUCGGCGUUAGGUAAACUGACCAACAUGGACAUUGUGGCCCAAGCUAUGAUAUUCUUCUUCGCCGGUUUCGACACCGUUUCUUCGGUAAUGUGCUUCAUGGCGUACGAACUAGCGAUCGACACCGACGUGCAAAAGAGACUCAGAGAGGAAGUUUUCCAAACCCUCGACGAAUGCAAAGGAACCGUAACGUACGAGGCCGUCUUGAAGAUGAAAUACAUGGAUAUGGUCGUAUCAGAAACCUUAAGGAAAUGGCCGAGCGCCAUAGCAGUGGACAGGGUCUGCACGAAGCCCUACACCAUCGAGCCGGUGCGACCGGACGAGAAGCCCUUGCACGUGGACAAAGGCGACAUCCUGUGGCUGCCCAUCUUCGGCAUCCACCACGAUCCGGAGAUCUACCCGGACCCGGAGCGGUUCGAUCCGGAGAGAUUCAACGACGACAACAAGGCGAACAUCCACCCGUACUCGUACAUUCCGUUCGGAGUGGGCCCCAGGAAUUGCAUCGGCAAUCGAUUCGCUCUGAUGGAAAUCAAGGUGGUGUUCUUCCAUUUGCUGUCGCUGUUCGAGGUGGUGCCCAUAGCUAAAACCGAGAUUCCCCUUCGGAUAUCCAAGGCGCAGUUCAACUUGCAGGCCGAGGGCGGCUUCCCGUUGGGUUUGAAAAGGCUGAGCAAAUAA